CUUUAGGCCAGGGCAGAGUGCGCGCCAUAGCUUGGAGAAAGUAUUUCCCUGUGAGUGUCCAACUAUAUAAAGGAACCGCACCGCUGGCAUCACUAUCAUUUCUCAGCUUGCAAUCCACAGCAGCUCAGCAAACUCACUCAAUCACAAUGGCCUUUAAGUUUGUCGUGUUCGCCGCCUGCCUGGCCGCCGCCAACGCCGGAGUUGUCGCUCCCCUGUCCUAUGGCGCCCCCGCUGCCUAUGCUGCGCCCGCCUAUGCCAGCUACGCCGCCCCCGCCGUCUCGGCCGUCUCCUCCAACACCCUCCGCAGCUUCGGCAAUGUCGGCCAGGUCAGCACCUACAGCAAGGCCCUCGACACUCCCUUCUCCAGCGUGCGCAAGUCUGACAUCCGUGUGACCAACGACGCCCCCGCCUACGCUACCUACGCCGCCCCCGCUUACACCAGCUACGCCGCUCCCGCCUACGCUAAGGUCGCCGCCCCCGUGUCCUACGCCGCCCCCGCCCUGGCUCACACCGCCUACGCCGCUCCCGCCUACGCCAGCUAUGCUGCCCCCGCCAUCACUAAGGUCGCCACCCCCGUUUCCUACGCCGCCCCUGCCCUGGCUCACACCGCCUACGCCGCCCCCGCCUACGCUAGCUAUGCUGCUCCCGCCAUCGCUAAGGUCGCCACCCCCGUGUCCUACGCCGCCCCCGCCCUGACCCACACCGCCUAUGCCGCUCCCGCUGCCUACGCCGCCCCCGUCGCCAAGGUGGCUUCCCCCGCCCUGCUCGGAGUUGCCUACUCCGCCGCCCCUGCCGUCGCCCACAUGACCUUCCAGGGUUACGGAAUCAACUAUGCCUACUAAGUAGUUGUUACCCGUUUUGACCCGACGAUUGUGCAGAGCCUAAAGACUUUUGUACAUAGCCUACUGUGAUUGCACUAUUACUUUUGUGUUUUUGACUUCCUUCCUCAUCAUUACAUGUUUUCCUCACACAGAGCAUUUUGUUAUUAUUGAGAGGAUCAUUGUAUCGCCGAACUCUCAUCCAUGAGGCGCAUCGCACAUCUCGCCAAUCUAUUUCUUAUUGUUUCAAUUGCACAAUAAAAAAUCGCCUGAAAUAUUAAUAAUA
Messenger RNA from Cloeon dipterum, 1104 nucleotides. Its product is annotated as cuticle protein 76-like. The coding region runs from base 147 to 842 and encodes 231 amino acids. Lineage: Eukaryota; Metazoa; Arthropoda; Insecta; Ephemeroptera; Baetidae. The record is from RefSeq and is a predicted model, not a curated record. The transcript has 2 exons.